Molecule: messenger RNA, 1811 nt
Organism: Onthophagus taurus
Lineage: Eukaryota; Metazoa; Arthropoda; Insecta; Coleoptera; Scarabaeidae
Source: RefSeq, a predicted model, not a curated record
AAGAUGUUGACGAAAUUUGUAAUUUUUGCCAUAUUGGUUCAUCAAAUAAACGGGGGUUUGGUGGCUAAUCAAUUUAAAUCUGGCGUAAAAAAUUAUUUUAAGAAUGGAAAGAACUUUACGAGUGAAUUUAAUAGAUUUCUAACCACGAUCGACUUACGCCACUCUUUUAGAACGGGAGCUGAGGAAUAUAUCGAUUCCUCUGUUAUUUGCGAUGCUUGCGACGGUUUGUUAGACUCGAUAAUUGAAGAGGUACAUAAUGGUUUAAAUAUGCAAGAUGUUAUCGAUUUAGCUAUAACUCUUUGUAUCGAUUUAAAUAUUGAACCUGAACCCGUUUGUCGAGGCGCUGUUAAUCUCAAUGCUGGAAUUAUAAUGUACAUCAUUGAAAAUCGCCCUGAAUUAAGAGCAAAUCGAAUCUGUGGGAUCGUGGCGCAAAGUUUCGGAUGUGGUGGAAGUGUUGGUGAAUGGUCUAUUGAUAUCGCUCCCGGAUCUCAAGAUUUUGUAAAAGGAGUCGUAACCGAUUCCACGCCUUUAAAAGUUUUGCAAGUCACCGAUUUUCAUUACGACCCCAUGUACACACCCGGAAGUUUAGCUGCUUGUGCAGCACCUCUUUGUUGUCAAUCCGAUUCUGGAGUUGCUAGCACUCCCGACGAAGGUGCUGGAUAUUGGGGAGAUUACAGAAGUUGUGAUACUCCUUGGUAUGGUGUCGAAGAUGCUUUAGAUCAUAUCGCAGAAACUCACCCCGAUAUUGAUUAUGUUUAUUAUACUGGUGAUACAAUAAGUCAUCGCAUUUGGGAUACAUCUAUUUCAGGAAAUACGGAAGAUAUUACAUUGUUAUACAACACUCUUUUAGCUAAGUUUCCAAACACUCCAGUUUAUCCAAUUUUCGGAAAUCAUGAAGCACAUCCUGUGGAUAUAUUUACUCCUCUUGAAAUUGAAGAAGAGGAAUUUUCAACUGCUUGGUUAUUUGAUUUGGCUGCUGAUUUAUGGGGAUCAAUUCUCGGUGAAGGAACUGCAGAAACAAUCCGUAGAGGUGGUUUUUACACCGUUUUGAUCCGCCCUGGAUUCAGGUUAAUUGCAUUAAACAGCAACGUUGGUUACACAUUUAAUUGGUGGUUAUUAUACGAUGAUGUUGAUCCUUUUGGGCAACUUCAAUGGUUGGCUGAUACUUUGUACCAAGCCGAACAAGACGGAGAAAUCGUUCAUAUUAUUUCACACGUUCCCUCCAGCGAUGAUACUUGUUACAAAACUUGGAGUCAACAAUACCGAAGGAUUUUGGAAAGAUUUGCGGGAACUAUCGCAGCAGCUUUUAACGGCCACUCUCACACUGAUGAGUUUAUCGUUUAUCAUAGUUCUGAAGAACCAACUAAAGCUAUUAAUGUUGCUUAUAACGGUGGUAGUGUUACUACCUUCAGCAAUAACAAUCGUAAUUAUAAAAUUUAUCACGUUGAUCAACAAAAUUAUGAAGUACAUGAUUAUGAUUGUUGGAGUUACAACAUGACAGAAGCAAAUUUAACACCUAACCAAAGACCCAAUUGGUUCAAAUUGUAUUCAUUUAAAGAUGCUUAUGGUUUGAGUGGCGCAUCCCCUUCAGACCUUAGAGAUUUAACGUUCCGAAUGGUUGAAAAUGAAACUUUACGACAAAAAUAUUGGGAAUUUAGAUCGAGACGAGCUGACUCUGCUUUGGAAGGUGGUUGUUCUGAUGGAUGCCAUAAAGGCAAUAUUUGCGAUAUCUUAGCGAGCUCAUUCGGAGACACCACUCAAUGCGAUGAGGUCAUGGCUGGUUGGCAAUAAGGCAAUAAAAAGAAAUUUAC